AUGUCUACAUCUGCAAGACGCCGCUUGAUGCGGGACUUCAAGCGCAUGCAAACAGAUCCUCCCGCCGGUGUCUCCGCCUCACCUAUCGCUGAUAACGUGAUGACCUGGAACGCAGUGAUAAUCGGCCCAGCAGACACCCCAUUCGAAGACGGCACAUUCCGCCUCGUCAUGCAAUUCGAAGAAGCCUACCCGAACAAGCCCCCCGGCGUCAAAUUCGUCAGCUCAAUGUUCCACCCCAACGUCUACGGCACCGGCGAACUAUGUCUGGACAUCCUGCAGAAUAGGUGGUCACCGACAUACGAUGUAGCUGCCAUCUUGACGAGUAUUCAGAGUCUGCUGAAUGAUCCCAACACAGGCAGUCCGGCGAAUGUGGAAGCGAGUAAUCUGUACAAGGACAAUCGGAAGGAGUAUACGAAGCGGGUGAGGGAGACUGUGGAGAAGAGUUGGGAGGAUUAG
Molecule: messenger RNA, 456 nt
Organism: Cyphellophora attinorum
Lineage: Eukaryota; Fungi; Ascomycota; Eurotiomycetes; Chaetothyriales; Cyphellophoraceae
Product: Ubiquitin-conjugating enzyme E2 2
Exons: 3
Coding region: 1-456 (151 amino acids)
Biological process (GO): proteasome-mediated ubiquitin-dependent protein catabolic process; protein polyubiquitination; DNA repair
Cellular component (GO): HULC complex
Molecular function (GO): ubiquitin conjugating enzyme activity
Source: RefSeq, a predicted model, not a curated record